AUGCCAGUGAGUUGCGGGAGGCGGCUCAGCGCGCCACCGACCCAACUGAAAGCGUUGCCGCAGCUUCGAGCUGUGAUACAAUGGGCAAUGCAUGCUCAGCGCAACAAGACAGUUGACAUUCGCGACAUACGAGACUUUUCCCUGGCUCUUGCAGGCUUUGUGGUGUCUGCUUCAAGCUUUGUGGUGCCGUAUGCCUCCUCGGACUUUCGCAUGAAGCGAUUGGCAGUAAAGAAGUUCAUGGCGCGCUAUGAGCCUGCCAUGUCUCCAAACGAGGUGGUCGGACGGAAGGUUGUAGAUGACAUCAUCAAACACCAGGCUGCAGAGCUGGAGGCAGAAGUCCGACGCGACCAUCGUGAGUGGCCGCUACAAAUCCGGGAAGACAGUGGCCGUGCAAGAGGCCUUGCGCGGUGUGUGAAGAACUGGGAGCCCACUUUGUACCAAGAGCUUGGCGUGAAGGACUCCAGCAUGUUUCAUGAGGUGCUUCGUCGUGUCCGCGCCAAGUUGCAGAAGAAGAAGCUCGCAAAGAACUUGACCCAAUAUCCAAUCCUGCUUCUGGACAUUCCUCGUGACUUGGAAGGAGGUAAGGAGGGUAUGAAGCUGGUCUCCAACAUGGCGAAGGACAUGUCGAGUGAUUCACGCUACAAUGCUGUGGUGGUCGCCUCGCCUGCUGCCUCGGCUCAGGCGUUUGAUGCCGGCGGCCGCAGAUUCGACAUCUGGGUGGGCGACAUGACCCAGGAAGAGGCGACAGAGAUGCUCGAGAAGCACGGCCGCGAGUCGUACGCGGCAGAAAUCAUUGACAACUGCGGCCUCCGUGCUGGUGAUUUGGUGGAUGCAUGCAAUGAUCUGAAGAAGGGAGAUAGUCUGAGCGACAUCCAGACGGGUUUACAAAAGUUGGCAGAAGCACAUGUAGUGAGCGUUAAGCGUCUCACGCUUGAUGGAGAGCAGGUGGGUGAGCAGAUUUUAAACGCACUGCUUCAAAGUGGAGGCGCAGGCGUUGGGCAAGUCAUAAAUGAUACCAUGUAUCAGCCGCGCAAAAUUGCAAAGCUCAUUCGCGAUGAGAACGCACAUGCCUUCUUCUAUACAUUCGCAAGGACACAUUUCCAAUAG
Messenger RNA from Symbiodinium pilosum, 1107 nucleotides. Lineage: Eukaryota; Dinophyceae; Suessiales; Symbiodiniaceae. The record is from the annotation of a GenBank genome assembly.